Molecule: messenger RNA, 639 nt
Organism: Meloidogyne enterolobii
Lineage: Eukaryota; Metazoa; Nematoda; Chromadorea; Rhabditida; Meloidogynidae
Source: the annotation of a GenBank genome assembly
AUGGUUGCCAAAAAUAAAUAUUUUGGAGAGGAAAUUGCAAAAAUUGUUCAAGAAAAGAUUAUCUCAUUUUAUACAAAAGAAUAUAAAAUUAAUAAUAGAAUUAAAGACAAUAAUUUCUUUUUGGAAAGAUACAGUAUGUUAUUAAGUGAUUUGCAUUAUAUAGCCCCAGCAUUUUGGGAAUUAAGACUUAAAAUUGAAUUUAAUUGGCCAAUUUAUUUUUAUGAAUUUGCUUGGAAAGAAUCUUCGCUUUUUCCAGAAUGGGUUGAAGUUAGAGAAGCAUUUCAUAUGUUAGACCAUGAUUUAAUUUUUGGAAUCGGAAAGUUUGCACCUAAAAGUGGAGAGGCAAAAGACGUAGCUAAUUUAUUGAGGGAAAUUAUUGUUAAUUUUGUUAUUAAAGGAAAUCCAAAAAUAAAGAAUUCAAAAAAUACAACAAUUAAUUGGAAUAAAGCAACAAAAAAUGACCCUUCUCGGCAUUUAUUUAUUAACGGAAUUAAUCCUUUUAUUAAAGAAAAUGUUUAUAAUACUGAAUGGGAAAGAUUACAUUUUUGGCAUAAAUUAACAGAAACACACCAAGAAUUUAAUUUAAUUAAUGGGGUUUAUGGAAAGAAAGUUAAGAGUAGAAAACAUGACGAAUUUUAA